GGGGGGGGGGUCAGACUAUUGUCUUGAUCUGAACUGGGUAAUCAGAUUGCGCAGUUUAUAUGACUCGAUACUAAUUAUGUAGCCAAAUUCUGAUUAAUAUCAGUAUAUUGAUGUGCAUGUAAACGUAGUACUUGAGGAACCUUUGUUUUUAAGAGUACAGAGUUCACUCGAGGUCCACCACCAGCAAAGUUAUGCAUUUUAAAAAUGUUUCAGUAAUCAUUCUGUUGUGGAUCAGGGGUCUGUUCCAGUGUGAGGUGGGAAUACACCCUGGAUGGGAGGCCAGUCUUUCCCAGGGUGUUUUGACUUUAGACAUCAAAUGUGUAGCAGUGAAAUACUUUUAAAAAGUGCCUAUUCAUAGCUGUGGUUAUCAAACGUUUAUAGCGAUGAGGUAAGCUUGGCGGCAUUAUAAGUCAAUCUGGCAACCCCUGACUCGUCGCAUGAUUGGCCAGCGGGUGGCGCGAUGACGUAACGGUGGACCACAGUGACGCGUUGCAUCCCCGCAUCCUCCGUGCUUUGACCGUGAUGUUCAACACCACGACGUGACCGGGGAGGGGGAGGGAGGAGAAAAGAAAAGAAGGGACAAGAGAAAAAAAUACAACAACAACAUCAACAAGAGAAAGGAAACGUGGCGCUGGAGGAAUCAGUGAUGUCUCUCUCGCCAUGCCGCAUCCCGCCGCGUACCUGCUGCUGCUUCUGUCCGUCGCGUUCGCGCUCACCGAGGCCGCGGAGCUGAAGGGUCUCGAGCACAAUGCGGAGACGCCUUCGCGCAAAGGACGUCGGGAGGAGACGGCGACCGCGCCUGCGGAGCUGUUUUCAUCUCUGACGCUAAAGGUGUGGGUGAAGGACGCAUCUAGUCAGCGGUACCUGAGCGGCGCCGCAGUCCGGGUGUUUGUGAACGGGUCUCUGCUACAGUCUAGCCAAACUGAGGAGAAUGGAGAGGUUCUUCUGACUGUACCCUACCAGCUGGGGGUCACCCUCACUCUGGUGGCCAGCAUGGAGGCCUACGUGCCCACUCAGCUGCCCUGGAAAACCACUAAGAUGCCCAUAUUUUCUGCUGUCACGAUGUCCCUGGUCCCACAAACCCAAGGCAACAUCUGGCUCUUUGAAGACACCGUGUUGAUAACUCGAAAAACAUCUGACGUAUUAUCACAACCCAUUGUCCAGUUCCCCAAGAGCCUUCUCUUGCUCCCGGAGAACGCCAGCAUCUCCACGGUGACCGCUUAUCUGACAGUUCCAGCUCCUCCUCCAGAAAAAGACAGUCAUUUCUGUACCAUGGGAGUCUUCAACAACAAAGGAGUUUCAGGAUACAGGAGCGUGAAAUUGAGCCCUGUGGCAGUGCUGAGUACUCAACUGCUGUCCGAUGAGAAAGAGAUUGACAUCAAAGGGCCAAUUCAGCUCACAGUACCUUUACCGUACCACGCCCAUCUCCGAGCCUCCGACUCCCUGCCUGCCUGGACCUUUGACAUGACCACAGGUAUGUGGGUGAACAAGGGUAUCGGCUCUGUCAGGAUGGAGAGAAAUGGUCUGGUCUGGACCUAUGUGGCUCCUCACCUUGGCAACUGGAUCGCAGCACCAUCCCCAACGUCUAAUGGUUACGGGGGACAUGCAUCUUCGAUGGAUUUCAUCUCAUACCAUACAUACCUUCUUGUGGGCAUCUUGGGUGGGACUCUUGUAAUCAUAAUUGGAUUUUUAUCUGUGAUUUUAUGUCACUGCAGAGAAUUGAGCCAUGAGACUGAAAGAAAAAGAUGGAACUCCACCAGACUGUCAAUCAUCAAGAAAGACCAGACCACAUCUACUAGUUCAGAUGAAGUCCAUGAGCCCUUGUACAAUAAUGGAGACCAUAACGGAGAUAGGUCUUACUCAAUGGCCACAAGAAGCGCAGGUGUGUCAGCGUCCCCUCGACAUCAAGCCAACUAUAACAUCUAUGUCGAUAAUGUUUGCCGACCAGCAGGGAACCUGUACGAGAACAUUGGAUCUGCAGGCCUAGAGAACCUCAGAGUUACCGUGCCAAACUUGUACGUAAACAGCGAUGAAGUAGCAAAGCUUAGAGAGUUGUCUGAACAAAGCGCCUCGCGGCAAGCUCCUGGGGAUAAUUCAGCAUAUCGAGACAAGCUGUUCCACAUCUACAACCAGCCUAUGGCCAUUGUCCAAGCUCCAGAGCAUUUCCCUGCCCAGGGACAGGCUGAGUCCACUGGAAGCCGAUGCGCCACCUUUCCCCGAAACGGCAUGGAGCACGGAGCACAGACUGAGCGAAACUUGAAAGACAGUUUCACCCAGACACUGCCAAAAGUCCCACAACAAGACAACAAUGUGCAGCCCGUUCUAGAAGGCCCACAGACAUCCAAUGCCAACCUAGGAAUCUGGGGCCGCUAUAGCCACUUGCUCGAGUCUGUCUCUGUCCCGGGGACCCUGAACGAGGCAGCUGGAAUGGGUCCUUUCCAUGGUGAGCUACAGGGAAUCUCUGAGCAGACCCUGCUGGAGCUUUCCAAGGUCAAGCCUUCUCCUCUGCCUCCUCGGGCAUGGUUUGUGUCUUUGGAUGGUAAACCAGCAGCCCAAGUACGCCACUCUGUAAUCGAACUCCAAGGCAGGCAUCGGCCAGGCAGCAGCAACGACACCAGCCUGGACUCUGGGGUGGACAUGAAUGAGCUCCAGCAGUUAGUACGAAAGAAUGAGCAGGAAGGACCCUCGAUCACCAACAUGCCCAAAGUAGCAAGGGGCCGUGGCCACGAGGAACAGGACUUGAGUAGUAGCGAAAUCGGAAGUCCUGAAGAUACAUCUUUGAGGAACACACUGGAAGGCAGCAGUGCAGCUAUCCCAAAUAUCCCAGAGGAUCAAGAUGCUGGUGAUACAUCCAGCGAGUCCAGAUCCACCCCACCACCCAGAAGACUGCGCAAGGUGCGGGACAAAAGGCCUGAUAAGAAAAUGACUCGACAUGUGAAGGAGGAAAGAACGCAAACAAAACGUUAGAUUAAGCUACUGUGUGUGCUGAGCUUUGGUGUCUGCCAAAUAUUUCUGGAUUUCAUCAACCUGCCUUAUUGUACUGUUAUCGGGAGAGAUGCCACACAGAGAUGACCUGUCUUAACCAUUGGAGCGUAGCUUUCUUAAAGUGAAUUUCUGUGGUGUUUGCAAGUUUUCAUCCAGCUAUUGGCCAUUCAUGACACCAAUCCAUUGUUCCUACACAGCAGCUUCACAUUUCACUACUAUACAAGUCAAUGUCGUGUUUGUACAAAGUCUUAUGUUUACAAGAGUGCAUUGCAAUACCAUGUAUUCAGUUCCAUUUUUUUUUCACUGUGAGCACAAUGCCUGUACCUACAAAGCUAUUUUUAAACUGAUAAUGUGUCUGAAUACUCAAGGGGAUGUUUGGAACAGGAUGAUAGUUUGGCUGAGGUCACUUCCUUUUUGUUGUAAAUUCAGGUGUAGAUAUGUGAAGUAAGCAAGAACUGCCACCAGAGUGCCAAAAGUAGUGAUAAAAGUGAAAUCCUGUAAAAAAUUUGACAUCUGGAAUUCCAAGAUAUGAGAAAUGUUGUGAAACAACGAGGAAUGUCAAGUAUAUAACCUAUAAAUGAAAGUUUAUUCUGGCA
Ictalurus punctatus (channel catfish) is the source of this 3581-nucleotide messenger RNA. RefSeq names its product family with sequence similarity 171 member B (gene fam171b). The transcript has 8 exons. NCBI's taxonomy places the organism in Eukaryota, Metazoa, Chordata, Actinopteri, Siluriformes, Ictaluridae. The coding region runs from base 661 to 2967 and encodes 768 amino acids. The record is from RefSeq and is a predicted model, not a curated record.